AGCUGCUCACAAGGCCUGGUCACAAGCUGGUCACUGUGGAAGUUUCUACAGGCCUUCAUAAAUCUUCAGUGUCAACAUCUUUGGUUAUAUAAAGAGACGAAAAGAAGAACGUCGAAAGAUGCCUGGCAAAAUGCUGACUCUUCUUUUCUUCCUGAUUGCAUUGGCCAACUUUGCUGGUGCCCAAAACACAACAUCAACAACUGCAGACACUGGCAGCACUACAUCCACAACCACUGGCGCUUCAGCCACAACUUCCACCAGCACAACCACUGCUGCGUCCACCACUGAUGCUAGUUCUACAACUACAGCUGGUUCUACAACCACAGCAGUAGCCACCACCACAGCUGGAGCCACCACCACAGCAGGAGCCACCACCACAGCUGGAGCCACAACCACAGCUUCUACAACCUCUUCUGGGCCUACAACCACUGCUGGUUCUUCAACCACAGGUGGAUCUACCAAUUCUUCUGGGGCUACAACCACUGCUGGUUCUUCAACCACAGCGAUGAACUCAACUACAACUGCUGCUGCUACCACGACUACAACAUCAACAACUGCAGACACUGGCAGCACUACAUCCACAACCACUGGCGCUUCAGCCACAACUUCCACCAGCACAACCACUGCUGCGUCCACCACUGAUGCUAGUUCUACAACUACAGCUGGUUCUACCACCACAGCAGUAGCCACCACCACAGCAGGUGCCACCACCACAGCUGGAGCCACAACCACAGCUGGAGCCACCACCACAGCAGGUGCCACCACCACAGCAGGAGCCACAACCACAGCAGGAGCCACAACCACAGCUUCUACAACCUCUUCUGGGCCUACAACCACUGCUGGUUCUUCAACCACAGGUGGAUCUACAACCUCUUCUGGGGCUACAACCACUGCCGGUUCUUCAACUACAGCGAUCAACUCAACUACAACUGCUGCUGCUACCACGACUACAUCUAAAGCAACAACUAAAAGCACUUCUGCUGCUUCGUCUGCAAGCACAAUCAGCUGCAAGACAGCUCUGUAUGCUAUGGGAGCCCAAAUCACAAGCACUGCUGCCCAGACUACAAGUAACACUUUGCUGACAUCGACUGAAGCCACAUCUGUGACAACAGCAGCUUCACAAAGUACUGAAACACCUACAACUGCUGACAGUACUACAGCGAGUCCAUCCACACUGACUGAUACAACAGCAGAGAACACAACUUCACCUCCUACAGCUGCUGUACUUACUUCCACAGCAGAUCCUGCUACAACUGGACCUGCAGCAAACACUGAAACAGUUCAACCUUCAACAACAGCCACAAAUGACCUCACUUCCUCGACUGUAACAACGCAAACUACAGCAGCUUCUACUGUUGUUGCUACUUCUGGCAGCACUGCCACUGUAACAACCUCAGCUCAGACAACAGCUGCUCAAACAGCUUCCACAGCCAGUGAGAGUACAGCUGCUACAUCGACUGCUGCUGCCUCUGACUCUACCACAGUCACUGCUCCAACAUCAACAGUGGAGGCGUCUACCAGCACUUCUGCUGACACAACAACAGCUGCUUCUACAACUGCUGCAACCCCCACCUCUGCUGCCAAUGUAGCAACCUCAGUUCAAACUUCAACAUCAGCAUCUACAGCCAGUGCAGGUAUAACAGCAAAUUCUGCUGUUGCCUCUGACUCUACAACAGCUGCUUCUACCUCCACCAUCUCUGCCAAUGCAGCAACCUCUGUUCAAACUUCAGCAGCUGCUCAAACAGAAUCUACAGCCAGUGCAAGCACAGCUGCAAAUCCUACCACAUCUGGGGCAUCUACCAGCACUUCUGCUGAAACAACAACAGCUGCAUCUACAACUGCUGCAACCCCCACUUCUGCUGCCAAUGUAGCAACAUCUGUUCAAACUUCAACAUCAGCAUCUACAGCCAGUGCUGGUGCAACAGCAAAUUCUGCUUCUGCCUCUGACUCUACAACAGUCGCUACUUCUACAUCAACAGCUGGGGUGUCUACCAGCACUUCUGCUGACUCAACAACAGCUGCCUCCACCAGCUCUACCAAUGUAGCAACCUCAGUUCAAACUUCAACAUCAGGAUCUACAGCCAGUGCAGGUACAACAGCAAAUUCUCCUGCUGCCUCUGACACAACAACAGCUGCUUCUACCUCCACCAGCUCUGCCAAUGCAGCAACCUCUGUUCAAACUUCAGCAGCUGCUCAAACAGAAUCUACAGCCAGUGCAAGCACAGCUGCAAAUCCUGCCACAUCUGCCGCUGCAACCUCUGACUCAACGGCAAUCCCUGCUUCACCAACAACAGCUGGGGUAUCUACCAGCACUUCUGCUGACACAACAACAGCUACUGCUCAGCCGGCAACCACCGGAGGUACAACUGUGAAUUCUGCCACAACUGCAACUGUCACCAGUUCUGUAGCUGCAUCUUCUAACAGUGCCAGUGCAACAACUUCUGCUUCUACCAGCCCUGCUGCUGUGACAGCAUCAUCACCACCAGGACAAUCAACAUCCUCAGCUGCUUCCACUGUAGCUUCAUAUGUGUCUGCAUCGAUCAACCUCACCAACACAGCCAACUCCAAGUAUGACUUCAGCUCAAAACAGUGCUACACUGACCACUGCAUCUUCUCCAGCUGUGUCCACCACGACACCCACCUCUUCAACUACAACUACAGUAGCCACUUCAGCAACUUCUGCUGCAUCUACCGGAAUGUCUACAACCACUGUGAGCACAGCCAAAACAACAGCCAGCACUGCUGCUACCUCAACAACCACACAUUUCUAAGAGAAACAGUUAUGAAAAUGAUGUUGCUGCUUUUUCUCCUAAUUGGAGCCCAAAUCACAAGCACUGCUGCCCAGACUACAAGUAACACUUUGCUGACAUCGACUGAAGCCACAUCUGUGACAACAGCAGCUUCACAAAGUACUGAAACACCUACAACUGCUGACAGUACAACAGCGAGUCCAUCCACACUGACUGAUACAACAGCAGAGAACACAACUUCACCUCCUACAGCUGCUGUACUUACUUCCACAGCAGAUCCUGCUACAACUGGACCUGCAGCAAACACUGAAACAGUUCAACCUUCAACAACAGCCACAAAUGACCUCACUUCCUCUACUGUAACAACGCAAACUACAGCAGCUUCUACUGUUGUUGCUACUUCUGGCAGCACUGCCACUGUAACAACCUCAGCUCAGACAACAGCUGCUCAAACAGCUUCCACAGCCAGUGAGAGUACAGCUGCUACAUCGGCUGCUGCUGCCUCUGACUCUACCAUAGUCACUGCUUCAACAUCAACAGUGGAGGCGUCUACCAGCACUUCUGCUGACACAACAACAGCUGCUUCUACAACUGCUGCAACCCCCACUUCUGCUGCCAAUGUAGCAACAUCUGUUCAAACUUCAACUUCAGCUUCUACAGCCAGUGCAGGUACAACAGCAAAUUCUGCUGCUGCCUCUGACACAACAACAGCUGCUUCUACCUCCACCAGCUCUGCCAAUGCAGCAACCUCUGUUCAACCUUCAGCAGCUGCUCAAACAGAAUCUACAGCCAGUGCAAGCACAGCUGCAAAUCCUACCACAUCUGGGGUAUCUACCAGCACUUCUGCUGACACAACAACAGCUACUGCUCAGCCGGCAACCACCGGAGGUACAACUGUGAAUUCUGCCACAACUGCAACUGUCACCAGUUCUGUAGCUGCAUCUUCCAACAGCGCCACUGCAACAACGUCUGCUUCUACCAGCCCUGCUGCUGUGACAGCAUCAUCCUCACCAGGACAAUCAACAUCCUCAGCUGCUUCCACUGUAGCUUCAUAUGUGUCUGCAUCGUCAGCUGAGCCUUCAACCAAUGGACAGACCAACACAGUGAGUGUGGUAGUCGUCUCUGAUACUGUAACUACUGUAUCUUCUUCUACCACUGCUGCUGCUGCAGGAUCAACCUCUCCAACACAGCUAACUCCAAAUAUGACUUCAGCUCAAAACAGUGCUACACUGACCACUGCAACGUCUCCAGCUGUGUCCACCACAACACCCACCUCUUCAACUACAACUACAGUAGCCACUUCAGCAACUUCUGCUGCAUCUACCGGAAUGUCUACAACCACUGUGAGCACAGCCAAAACAACAACCAGCACUGCUGCUACCUCAACAACCACACGUUCCACUGCUGCUAGUACCACAUCCACUGUAGCUCAUGUAAACCCAGCAAACUCGAGUGAAAUGAGCUGCAGAUCAGGACUAUUAAUGGCUGUGUGUCUCACUAUUGUUUCACAUCUACUGAGCAAUUACGCAGUGAUGAGCCAUGAGAGGAAAAACAGAUUUAUAAGAGAAGCAGUUAUGAAAAUGAUGUUGCUACUUUUUCUCCUAAUUGGAUGCCAAAUCACAAGCACUGCUGCCCAGACUACAAGUAACACUUUGUUGACAUCGACUGAAGCCACAUCUGUGACAACAGCAGCUUCCCAAAGUACUGAAACACCUACAACUGCUGACAGUACAACAGCGAGUCCAUCCACACUGACUGAUACAACAGCAGAGAACACAACUUCACCUCCUACAGCUACUGUACUUACUUCCACAGCAGAUCCUGCUACAACUGGACCUGCAGCAAACACUGAAACAGUUCAACCUUCAACAACAGCCACAAAUGACCUCACUUCCUCUACUGUAACAACGCAAACUACAGCAGCUUCUACUGUUGUUGCUACUUCUGGCAGCACUGCCACUGUAACAACCUCAGCUCAGACAACAGCUGCUCAAACAGCUUCCACAGCCAGUGAGAGUACAGCUGCUACAUCGACUGCUGCUGCCUCUGACUCUACCACAGUCACUGCUUCUACAUUAACAGUGGAGGCGUCUACCAGCACUUCUGCUGACACAACAACAGCUGCUUCUACAACUGCUGCAACCCCCACUUCUGCUGCCAAUGUAGCAACAUCUGUUCAAACUUCAACUUCAGCAUCUACAGCCAGUGCAGGUACAACAGCAAAUUCUGCUGCUGCCUCUGACUCUACAACAGUCGCUGCUUCUGUAUCAACAGCUGCGGCAUCUACUAGCACCACUGCUGACUCAACAACAGCUGCCUCCACCAGCUCUGCCAAUGUAGCAACCUCAGUUCAAACUUCAACAUCAGCAUCUACAGCCAGUGCAGGUAUAACAGCAAAUUCUGCUGCUGCCUCUGACUCUACAACAGCUGCUUCUACCUCCACCAGCUCUGCCAAUGCAGCAACCUCUGUUCAAACUACAGCAGCUGCUCAAACAGAAUCUACAGCCAGUGCAAGCACAGCUGCAAAUCCUACCACAUCUGGGGCAUCUACCAGCACUUCUACUGACACAACAACAGCUGCAUCUACAACUGCUGCAACCUCCACUUCUGCUGCCAAUGUAGCAACAUCUGUUCAAACUUCAACAUCAGCAUCUACAGCCAGUGCUGGUACAACAGCAAAUUCUGCUGCUGCCUCUGACUCUACAACAGUCGCUACUUCUACAUCAACAGCUGGGGUGUCUACCAGAACUUCUGCUGACUCAACAACAGCUGCCUCCACCAGCUCUACCAAUGUAGCAACAUCUGUUCAAACUUCAACAUCAGCAUCUACAGCCAGUGCAGGUACAACAGCAAAUUCUGCUGCUGCCUCUGACACAACAACAGCUGCUUCUACCUCCACCAGCUCUGCCAAUGCAGCAACCUCUGUUCAAACUUCAGCAGCUGCUCAAACAGAAUCUACAGCCAGUGCAAGUACAGCUGCAAAUCCUGCCACAUCUGCCGCUGCAACCUCUGACUCAACGGCAAUCCCUGCUUCACCAACAACAGCUGGGGCGUCUACCAGCACUUCUGCUGACACAACAACAGCUACUGCUCAGCCGGCAACCACCGGAGGUACAACUGUGAAUUCUGCCACAACUGCAACUGUCACCAGUUCUGUAGCUGCAUCUUCCAACAGCGCCACUGCAACAACGUCUGCUUCUACCAGCCCUGCUGCUGUGACAGCAUCAUCCUCACCAGGACAAACAACAUCCUCAGCUGCUUCCACUGUAGCUUCAUAUGUGUCUGCAUCGUCAGCUGAGCCUUCAACCAAUGGACAGACCAACACAGUGAGUGUGGUAGUCGUCUCUGAUACUGUAACUACUGUAUCUGCUUCUACCACUGCUGCUGCUGCAGGAUCAACCUCUCCAACACAGCUAACAUCAGGUAUGACUUCAGCUCAAAACAGUGCUACACUGACCACUGCAACGUCUCCAGCUGUGUCCACCACAACACCCACCUCUUCAACUACAACUACAGUAGCCACUUCAGCAACUUCUGCUGCAUCUACCGGAAUGUCUACAACCACUGUGAGCACAGCCAAAACAACAACCAGCACUGCUGCUACCUCAACAACCACACGUUCCACUGCUGCUAGUACCACAUCCACUGUAGCUCAUGUAAACCCAGCAAACUCGAGUGAAAUGAGCUGCAGAUCAGGACUAUUAAUGGCUGUGUGUCUCACUAUUGUUUCACAUCUACUGAGCAAUUAG
Messenger RNA from Colossoma macropomum (tambaqui), 6499 nucleotides. Its product is annotated as pneumococcal serine-rich repeat protein-like. NCBI's taxonomy places the organism in Eukaryota, Metazoa, Chordata, Actinopteri, Characiformes, Serrasalmidae. The record is from RefSeq and is a predicted model, not a curated record. The transcript has 11 exons. Bases 119 to 6499 code for a protein of 2126 amino acids.